Messenger RNA from Colletes gigas, 2887 nucleotides. RefSeq names its product nuclear pore complex protein Nup107 (gene Nup107). Gene Ontology annotation, cellular component: nuclear pore outer ring; nuclear pore. Gene Ontology annotation, biological process: post-transcriptional tethering of RNA polymerase II gene DNA at nuclear periphery; protein import into nucleus; mRNA export from nucleus. The coding region runs from base 99 to 2840 and encodes 913 amino acids. NCBI's taxonomy places the organism in Eukaryota, Metazoa, Arthropoda, Insecta, Hymenoptera, Colletidae. Gene Ontology annotation, molecular function: structural constituent of nuclear pore. The record is from RefSeq and is a predicted model, not a curated record. The transcript has 7 exons.
GCGAUUGUCAAUGAUCACGCUUUUGUAAACAUUUGCCUGUCGGAUAUAGCAAGUAGUUUCAGUUAACAUCGGUGGAUUUUCAAGCAGCAGUUUAAACGAUGGAUUCGAUAAACGAUACCACAGAAAAUUUGGAACGAUCGAUUCAAAUGCAUAAUCAAGAAAAUGCUCAACGAAAGUCAUUUUUGAGGUUAAGUGGAAAGAGCGCGACACCCAAGAGGAUAUCGUUACAGAGUAAUCAUGUACGAAAAGAUUCGGAUGAUUCCUGCUCGUUGAACGAUACCAAUAGCCCGAAAAUGUUGAGCAGAUCGUAUUUUAGUUCGAGAUUAAUGAAGGGUCACGAUGUUCUGGAUAUGGAUGAUUCGAUAACGAUCGCUCCGCACGAAUUGCGCGAUAUUGUGGUCGGUAUGGAUAAGAACGAGCUUACAUUGAGGGAAAUGAUGGAAGAUAGCGCCGCGACUGGUAUAAUUUUGAAAGCGAAAGAACCGUGGCGCGAUGUCAUGUCUAAAUUGUACUACGACUUCUUGCAUAGUAUACAAAUGAACUUCUCCGAAGCGCAAGUAUUCGACACGAUUGCAGAUUUCAUUCAGAACUGCUCGGAUACGUUAGAUAUAAUGAGAGGUAUGCAGUCGAAAGUAGAAACUACAGAAGUGUCGGAAGAAGAAGUUUCGUUAGAGAAUGAAAGGAACACAUGGAGGCUGAUUUAUUGUCUAUACCAAAACAGAAUAAACAGUCUUAAUUUUCCAACUCCGAUGGAGGAGGACUCGGACGAAAAUGUUACUUACGUAUCCGAAAAACUGAUAAUAGAUAACUUAUUCAAAACAGAGAGAUACAUCAGAGAAUAUCAGUUGAUAAUAGACUGGUUGGAAAAGAAUGCGUUGGAUCAGGCGGAUAAAUAUCCAUCCACCGAACAUUUCACGGAAAAGACGCUCGCAUGGGAGAAUACGGUGAGACAGCUAGCGGUUAAAGACAGAGAUCAAAUUCCUUUCGGGUUGUCCCGACCGCUGGUGUCGUCUCUUGAUCCAGAUGCGACGAUAAGGGAAGGUAAACCUCUACACGAUCUGGACAGGGAAGAUAACGCAAGACUCGAGAAAAGAAUGUUUAUAGAGGUACGUUGCGGUCGUCUUCAAAAGGCGCAAGCAUUGGCUGAGAACUGUGGGCAGCCUUGGAGAGCUGCUUGUUUAUUAGGAUGGAUACCUUAUCACGAUCCUAAUUAUAGAAAUCCAUUGUCCGAUAUUAAAUUACCUAUAGAGGGGAAUCCUACCAGGAGUCUUUGGAAACUUUGCGCGUGGGAACUUUCUCAAGAUAAACGCGUAGGUCAAUUCUAUCGGUCUAUUUAUGCUAGUCUUUGCGGAAACGUGCAACAAAUGCUGCAAGUAGCGUCCUCGUGGCAAGAUGCGCUAUGGGCUUACAUGAAAACGCUGUUGGACAUAAAGGUCGAAAGAGUGGUGAGGGAUUUGGCGAUAAAAAAUUUCACGAACAUGGUGGACGAUUAUUGGAAGAACGAGGGCUCGUUGGAGGACGUUUUCAAAGAGCUACACGCGUCGAAAAAUCCGAUUAUUCGCGCGCAGUCGAACGAGCCCGAUCACCUUAUUCAGAAAUACUUAAUUUUGGACCACAUACCGAAGCUGAUGGAAGAGGUGGAGAGCAUGAUAGAUAGAAAAGUUUGCGACCCUCACUUUUUACGAUUCCUGGCCCACCUGGUGUUCUUCUUUCGACAAAUAGGGAAAAAUACGAAUGAUAAAAUUGGUGAUAAAGUUCUAUCCGCGUACGUUCACGUUUUGAUCGAGAUGGACGACCCGAUUUUGAUCGCGUUUUAUACGGCCAUGUUGCCCCAGGAGGCUCAAGUGAAGAGUUACGCGAGUUAUUUGGAGACGAUAAAGGAUUACGAGCAAAGGAAGAAGUGCCUGACCGCGGCAGAGGACGCGAAUCUGAACGUGGAUGCGAUCACCACAUUGGUGGUAGAGAGUAUACGUUUGAAAGACGUGGAUGUCGAUCCCACGGAUCUGAAGGGCAGUAUAACCGAUGCGGACAUGGAAAAAAUCAACGCGUUGGACUGGUUGAUAUUCUAUCAAAGUCAACGGGAGGAGGUGUUGUGGCAAACCAACGCUCUCAUAAGAUACUUCUUAACCAAUGACAAAAUAGACGCAGCGCGGAAGGCAUUCAACAAGAUUCCAGCGGAUUCCAUCGAGUCCGUUAUGGCUGAAUACCCAACGAUGGAGGGCACCUUAACGAAUCUUACAAUAACGAACAAUUUAUCGAAAAGAGCGUCAUCGUCGAUUCGGGAAUACCUUUGCUACAAAACCUAUCUCGAUGCUCAAGAGGGUUUCGCAGAAUGGUUCUCUCACUACCAUCAUGGAAAACCCACAGCGUUGGAGGAGCUACCACAGUAUGCUACUUUCACGGAGAAGGUUGCGUACGAGCACAAAAAAACACAGUACAAUGUAGAAAUGGAGAGGUGGAAAUGUACGAUGCAACAUCACACGAAGGCUGUCAAGCAACUACUGUUCAAUGUACUAUUGUUUCCCGAUGGUGGUUGGCUGGUCGAUUCGAAUAAUAACAACGACGAGCCGCGAACGUUGGACGAGGAAUCGCGUGAACGUCAAAUGGAGAAGCUACGGGAGCUCUGUAUCCCAAAGAUUACGCUUCUUUUGCAUUCCGUGAUGUCUGAAAUGAACGAGCACGCUGGCUGCAUUCAAUUGGCGGACAUCCUUGCUUCCGAGCAAUAUCAACUGUAUAAAGUGUUCCAGAAAGAUAGGUUGUACGAGGUGUUUAAGAAGAUCUGCGAGUCUUCUAUCAUUUUAAUGGACGAGAAGAAAGAUCCCUGGGGCUAUCCAAAGUGAACCAUGUAGGAAAUUUAGACGAUAAUGUAAUUCAGGAUAAUGUAAUU